UCUUCUAUAAAUUAAACCCUAAACCUCUUUAAUUUCUCAUUCCAUCUCUGUUUAUCAGAUUCCAAUUCUCAAUCUUUUCUCUCGUUUAUUGCCUUCGAAAACCGAUUCAAGAUGCAGAUCUUCGUUAAGACCCUCACCGGAAAGACAAUCACUCUCGAAGUCGAGAGCAGCGACACCAUUGACAACGUCAAAGCCAAAAUUCAAGACAAGGAAGGAAUUCCACCGGACCAACAACGUCUCAUCUUCGCCGGAAAACAACUGGAAGACGGCCGAACUUUAGCCGACUACAACAUCCAAAAAGAAUCAACUCUCCACCUUGUUCUCCGACUCCGAGGAGGCAUGCAAAUCUUUGUCAAGACCCUGACCGGAAAGACGAUCACUCUCGAAGUUGAGAGCAGUGACACAAUUGAUAACGUCAAGGCAAAGAUUCAAGAUAAGGAGGGAAUCCCACCUGAUCAGCAGCGUCUCAUCUUUGCCGGGAAACAACUCGAGGACGGCCGCACUUUGGCUGAUUAUAACAUCCAGAAGGAGUCCACCCUCCACCUUGUCCUCCGUCUUCGCGGUGGAAUGCAAAUCUUCGUGAAAACCUUGACCGGAAAAACCAUCACCUUGGAGGUAGAGAGCAGCGACACAAUCGAUAACGUGAAGGCAAAAAUCCAGGACAAGGAAGGUAUCCCACCAGAUCAGCAGAGGUUGAUCUUCGCCGGGAAACAGCUUGAAGAUGGCCGGACUUUGGCUGACUAUAACAUCCAGAAGGAGUCGACCCUCCACCUUGUGCUCCGUCUUCGUGGUGGCAUGCAAAUCUUCGUCAAGACCUUGACAGGAAAAACCAUCACCUUGGAGGUAGAGAGCAGUGACACUAUUGACAAUGUUAAGGCGAAAAUCCAAGACAAGGAAGGGAUCCCACCGGAUCAGCAGAGGUUGAUCUUCGCCGGGAAGCAGCUGGAAGACGGCCGGACUUUGGCUGAUUAUAACAUUCAGAAGGAGUCUACCCUUCACCUUGUGCUCCGUCUCCGCGGUGGUAUGCAGAUUUUUGUGAAGACUCUGACCGGGAAGACGAUUACUUUGGAGGUGGAGAGCAGUGAUACGAUUGAUAAUGUGAAGGCGAAGAUUCAGGAUAAGGAGGGGAUUCCUCCUGAUCAGCAGCGGUUGAUUUUCGCCGGGAAGCAGCUUGAAGAUGGGAGGACUUUGGCGGAUUAUAAUAUCCAAAAGGAGUCAACUCUUCACCUUGUUCUUCGUCUGCGUGGUGGAUUCUGAAUGCGGGAAUUGAUCUGAUUGUGGUUUUUAAUCUUUAAGAUGUGUUUGUUUUUUAGUUUCUGUGAGAGCCUAAUGGGCGUCUUUACUUGGUAAUUGUAAUGUGUGUCUGGCCUUUGUUUAGGCCUGUGAAUAAUGUUUUUCAUUUUCUAAAGAAGUAUUUUUCUGUUCUAAAA
Messenger RNA from Mercurialis annua (annual mercury), 1430 nucleotides. Its product is annotated as polyubiquitin. The transcript has 2 exons. Gene Ontology annotation, molecular function: protein tag activity; ubiquitin protein ligase binding. The record is from RefSeq and is a predicted model, not a curated record. The coding region runs from base 112 to 1257 and encodes 381 amino acids. Gene Ontology annotation, cellular component: nucleus; cytoplasm. Lineage: Eukaryota; Viridiplantae; Streptophyta; Magnoliopsida; Malpighiales; Euphorbiaceae. Gene Ontology annotation, biological process: protein ubiquitination; modification-dependent protein catabolic process.